AUGUAAUGAUCAGUGUACAUAAAAAAUUACUUUUGGAUUAAUGUGUUAUUGAAAAAAAAAAUUGAUCUUGAUGUUUUUAAUUCUUUAGAAGCAAUUAAAAUCUACCCUGAUUUUGCUAUAAUAUGGUCCCCCUUUGCGAAUGUCAAAGUGAAAGAGAAUACGUUGGGGAGAGUGGAGUCAAUUCUUGGUAAUUUUAGCGCAUUUGGAGCCGUUUCAGUUGAUUUUAGUUACUCUUUAUGAUUAGUAUGUGUUCGCGGUAUUUUUAAUUCACCGUAUAUUACAACAAAACGUACAACUUUAAAAAUUAAAAGUUUUAUUAAAGGUAAAAUACACGGUGAACACAUGUAUAUGUGUCCGAAAACUAAAUAAUCAAUGGAUAUUCCGGACAUUGGCCAAAUAAAAGUGCAACAACCUUGAAAGCGCGAUUCUAGUACAGCCGCUGCGGUGUAUAGAAAUGCACACAUACUACAAAACAACUUAAAUGUAUAUCUGCCUUCUUAAGAAAACAUAAACUUAAUUAACAUUUUCUGUGGGCCGGCUUGAUAUCACACAACAAACACUCCCAAUUUGUCAUCCAAUUGUUUUACCAAAAGUUUACUUUGGACUUUCGGUGUACCACCAGUAAUUGUGUGUAUAGAAAGAGUUAAUCGAUGUGUAAAUAAGUGAUAUAAUAUUAAAGCAUUGAAAGUACAAACCGCCUUAUAAAGGAAAAAAAUCAAAUUCAUUUGAACAUAUAUUUUAUUAGAUUACAUCGGCACCCCAAGCAAAGGCGGUAAUCAUUAUGGCGGAAGCGAAAGUUGAAGAUCUUGGUAAACACCGUGUGCACUUUGAUGCGGACAAUCUAAAGGAUGAUCUCGAAUCGGGACACAGCGUCACCUACGAUCGUUGCGAUGAUGUCAUAUUCAUAAAAUUGGGUUUCCUUCAAGUGAAUCACAGAUACAGGGUCGAUCUUAAAUUACCCGUUUCCUUAUUCGAUAAGGGCACCACAUUUCAUCCUUCCUUGGAGUCGUCGAAUUGCAAUCCAAAUUGCCGCAUAUCGACGUUUGCCGGCGUCAAUCAUCCAGAACAGGAUUAUUUCGAAAUGCAAAUUGAAUUUUUUGCCUACAAGGAAAAUCUGCUACGCGAAAUGGUGAGCAUCGUCAACGCAAAGGACUCGAAGGCAGUGAUUAAGCUGAUGAUCAUAGCGCGUGCGUUGGGCAAAGGCAAAGGUACGCCGCUGUUGCGUAGCGGUAUACAUUGUUUAGGUGAGGAGGACCCAGAAGAGUCGGAGUCUGAUGUUCCACGUUUUGACAAAGGCGACUAAAUAAGAGAAGCAAGCUGCCAAUUAACUCCAUUGAAAUUGUAUUAUACAUCAGAAAUUCUAAAAUCAACAACUAUCUUUGUUAAUGUAUAGCAGACCAUAUGCACCGUUUAAUUAAAACUACGCCAAACAAAACUUUAAAUGCAAAGUAAAAAUUAAAAAAAAAAAAAAAAAUCAUACAUAAACUAAAAUGUUAUUUGUAUAAAUAUAAAUAUAAUAUGUACUUAAGUGUUAAGCAUUUAUGAAAAUGUCCGUAGAGGAAAAUUUAUUAAUUAACGACGCUAUUUAUCAGAAAAUAAAUCUAUUGAAAAAUCUUUUUGUAAUUAGUCAUUAGUGAAAAUUAUGCGUCGAUCGCCUUGUAAUGCAACUUUAUACAUCACCAAAUCUACUAUUAUAUACAUGUACACUUCAAUACAUAUGAACGCAAAUAUACCCACACACCUGCCUAUAAGAAACUUACUUACUUUAAGACAAUGCAAGCGUUUUGUGUGCAAAUCGAAAGUAUUUAUUACUCUGUAGAAAGAAAAAGGGCGAAAUAAUGACGAAAACAAGUCAAGCGUCUCCAUAAGUACUGGAAAAAUGUUAAACAUAGUGCUGUAUUGGAUGAAGGGAAUUCUCUAAUUUGUUGUUAUGAAAUUUGUGCACGUUCGAAAAUUGUUGUAAUUCCAGUAGGGACGGCAAAGCUGCAUUUUAUCUAAACGGAAAUUAAUUGUAUUUGUAAAAUAAUGAUAAUUCUUUAAUAAAAUUUUAAGUUAAAAU
Messenger RNA from Bactrocera oleae (olive fruit fly), 2059 nucleotides. The record is from RefSeq and is a predicted model, not a curated record. NCBI's taxonomy places the organism in Eukaryota, Metazoa, Arthropoda, Insecta, Diptera, Tephritidae.